GGGACCUGGGGCGGAGAGCGGUUCGCGCGCUUCGGGCCUAGUCGGGACUCGCCGCUGCCGCCGCCAUAUUCCCGUGGCAUCUUUCUUACUUUGUCCAUUCUCCGGGCUCGAGAUCUCAUUUCCGGAGCCAUGUCAGAAGGAGUGGACUUGAUUGAUAUAUACGCUGAUGAAGAGUUCAAUCAGGACUCGGAGUUCAACAAUACAGACCAGAUUGACUUAUAUGAUGAUGUGCUGACAGCAACCUCCCAGCCCUCAGAUGACAGAAGCAGCAGCACUGAACCACCACCACCUGUUCGCCAGGAACCAUCUCCCAAGCCAAACAACAAGACCCCUGCAAUUCUGUAUACCUACAGUGGCCUACGGAAUAGACGAGCAGCCGUCUAUGUAGGCAGCUUCUCCUGGUGGACCACAGACCAGCAGCUGAUCCAGGUUAUUCGCUCUAUAGGAGUCUAUGAUGUGGUGGAAUUGAAAUUUGCAGAGAAUCGAGCAAAUGGCCAGUCCAAAGGGUAUGCUGAGGUGGUGGUAGCCUCUGAAAACUCUGUCCACAAAUUGUUGGAACUCUUGCCAGGAAAAGUUCUUAAUGGAGAAAAAGUGGACGUGAGGCCGGCCACUCGGCAGAACCUAUCACAGUUUGAGGCCCAGGCUCGGAAACGUGAGUGCGUCCGAGUCCCAAGAGGGGGAAUACCUCCACGGGCCCACUCUCGAGAUUCUAGUGAUUCUGCUGAUGGGCGGGCCACCCCUUCUGAGAACCUUGUACCUUCAUCUGCUCGUGUGGAUAAGCCUCCCAGUGUGCUUCCCUACUUCAAUCGCCCUCCUUCAGCCCUUCCUCUGAUGGGUCUUCCUCCACCCCCAAUUCCACCCCCACCACCUCUGUCCUCAAGCUUUGGGGUCCCUCCUCCUCCUCCUGGCAUCCACUACCAGCAUCUCAUGCCCCCUCCUCCUCGAUUACCUCCUCAUCUGGCUGUACCUCCCCCUGGGGCCAUCCCACCUGCCCUUCACCUGAAUCCAGCCUUCUUCCCCCCACCAAAUGCUACAGUGGGGCCUCCACCAGAUAGUUACAUGAAGGCCUCUGCACCCUAUAACCACCAUGGCAGCCGAGAUUCGGGCCCUCCACCUUCUACAGUGAGUGAAGCUGAAUUUGAAGAGAUAAUGAAGAGAAACAGAGCGAUUUCCAGCAGUGCCAUUUCCAAAGCAGUAUCUGGAGCCAGUGCAGGGGAUUAUAGUGAUGCAAUUGAGACACUGCUCACAGCCAUUGCGGUUAUCAAACAGUCACGUGUUGCCAAUGACGAGCGUUGCCGUGUCCUCAUCUCCUCUCUUAAGGACUGUCUUCAUGGCAUUGAGGCCAAGUCCUAUAGUGUGGGUGCCAGUGGAAGCUCUUCCAGGAAAAGACAUAGGUCCAGGGAGAGAUCACCCAGCCGGUCUCGAGAGAGCAGCAGGCGGCAUCGGGAUCUACUUCAUAAUGAAGAUCGGCAUGAUGAUUAUUUCCAAGAAAGGAACCGGGAGCAUGAGAGGCACCGGGAUAGAGAACGGGACCGGCACCACUGAGAAAGGAGUCUGGGUGGAAGCAAAAGUUUUUUAAUGGACUUGCAUCUCCUCACCUUGAUCAGGACUAAAGGACGGAGGCCGCUCCACCCCUCCCCCUCCUCCAAACCCCUAACUUCCUCCAGACACCCAGGCAAUACCCUCUGUCCUACAGGACUGAAGAUGGCUUGGCAGCCCUCCUAAUCCCACACCUCCUGUUUGCCAGAGGGAAAGAACCUAAAGACUUGAUAGGGUGGGGGCAGGCAGAAAGAAAGCAACAUGUCCAGUCCCCUGGUCUCCAUAGAGAAUGGUGCUUUGUCCAAGGAAACAUGAGUUUCUGAUUCUCCAGGAGCAGUGCAGCCAUGGGGUUAAUGGGAAGACUCCCUUCCCAAAGAAGGGAUCUAGGAGAGUGACUGGGUGUGCCAAAAUAUGCCCAGGGUCCUGCCCUCAGCACUAUUUCUGUUGGAGCCAAAAGGGUCCAAAAACUCUGCUAACAUACCACUUUAACUCCUUUACCUUCCCAGUCAUUUGAGGAGGGACCACAAGAACAGAAACUACCUUGUGAAAAGCUACUGUUCUUGGUUUUCUCCUCUUGUGUAUUGACGGUUUAUUUCCCUGACCUGCCCAGAGGGCUGAACCCUUUUGACUCUGCUGCCUGAUUUUCUCUGUGGACUUGCCCCUCUGAAGCAGAGAAGCUGAGGUUACUUGUGCUGGAAGCCAGGCUGGGCCACUUAUCACCACCUGCUGCUUCAUGCUUGGUUGUCUUAGGUGUUCCAUUUCUCUGGGGCAUUUCCAUUUAACACAUGGAGACCUGCCCCCCAAGAAGGCUGCUUCCUUGUUUUAGAGGAAGGUACUGCCUUUGGGAGGAUAGGGAUGUCACAGGACCUAAGCAAUGCAGACCCAUAGCUAGGUACCAGGAGGAGUGGGGAAGGAGGCAACUUGAUGAACAGGAUAUGACUGUGGAAUAACCAGUGACCAGGCACUAGUCAUCAUCAGGUAAAGUCACAAAGUUGGUGUCUUUACACAUUUUAACUAUUGAUUUAAUAGUCCCUUGCUCUGCCUGGUGGUGCUUCCUGUCUUUGACAAGGAACAAGGAAGAAAUGGAACCUGACUUGAGUGACUCAGCUCAGAGUUCUAAGGACCAGCACUCGCUUAUUUCUACACAGGCAAAUGGAAUUGUUUUUCUCAUCCAAAUUGUGCUAUGGAUGUUGCCGAAGGAGGCAGCAGCAGAGUCCUGGAGUACCCAUGGGGUGAUGUUACUUCUGCAUGCAUCUACAGGGCCUGUGACAUCUGACAUGAGAAGAGAUUGGGCAUGUGAGAUGAGACUGGGUGUGUGAGACAUAGGGUCAUUGAAGACCCCUCUAGCUCAGAGGGGACAGAUUGAAUUAACCCUUCCUCUGUUCCUAGCACGUUUCUAAUAUACCCCUCUCAUCUCUGAGGGAGUCCCCCCCCCCCCCCCGGGUUGGAGAGGCACAGUCCCUUGGAACACAGGCUGUAUAGGUUGCGGCUUUUUUUUCCGUCCCCAACCUAGUCCCCACUUCCACCUCAGAAGAUGGCACCCUGCCCAACCAGCCAAGUGUUAAGUGAUGUGCUUAUUCUUGAGAGCAGCUCCGGGUGUCUUUUAAAAUGUAGAGAGAACCAAGUAAGGUAACAGUAUAGAAUAUCAGAAAAGCUGUUUACCCGGAGAAUUAUUUUCUCCCCAUUUUUGUUUUGUUUUUACUCGACGACAAAAUUUUUAGUUUUAUUUCCUGAUAGAAAAAGGGGAAAAAAUAUUACCCAACCCUCAAAAGGCCAGGGCCCCGUCCCCCUGUUGUCGGUGAUUUGUUUGUCUUUCUGAUAGGUUGAAAAUUGUGUAAUAAACUUGAUGACGCUGUCAAUCUUUUAUACUGCAUUGUAUUUUUUUCCUUUUGUAACAAAAUAUUUUUAAAUAAUAAAUGGGGUGUGAGCUGUUUUAUGGA
Jaculus jaculus (lesser Egyptian jerboa) is the source of this 3479-nucleotide messenger RNA. It is a transcript of the gene Cpsf7, whose product is annotated as cleavage and polyadenylation specific factor 7. Gene Ontology annotation, cellular component: mRNA cleavage and polyadenylation specificity factor complex. The coding region runs from base 130 to 1545 and encodes 471 amino acids. The record is from RefSeq and is a predicted model, not a curated record. Gene Ontology annotation, biological process: mRNA alternative polyadenylation. Lineage: Eukaryota; Metazoa; Chordata; Mammalia; Rodentia; Dipodidae. Gene Ontology annotation, molecular function: mRNA binding. The transcript is spliced from 10 exons.